AUGGUAUGUAUGGGCACCCCCGUCCUGACCCCCGUCCUGACCCCCGCCCAUCCCCCUGCCCCAAAAUGGCCAGCUGCCCCCUGUACCCCCGCGGGGGGGGACCUCCUGGGUACCCAUAGAGCUACGUCUAAGGGUACCCAGGAGCUUGGUCGCAGGUUUUUCUUCUACAUCGAUGACAUCGCGUCCGGAUCCGCGGAUAUCCUCGAGAACUUCCACCGGGCCCUUCUCCAGGGCAAAGCUGAGCUCCUGCCUGCGCCGCUCGCAAGGUUCCCCUCGGUCCUGGCAUCGCUCUACGACCACUGGGACCCGCUGGCCGCAGCGAUGAUGGCCACAUCUGCUCUCGACUUCAUCACUGGGACAGCGCUCGAGCAGCGCCGACACGUGGUAGCCAUGGAGCCAAGUGUUCACGCACCAAAUUGGCCGGGCUUUCUACGGACGAAGAGCGGGAUGGCGACAGGGUUCUCGUGUGCUGCGUUUCCCCGCUCGGAUGUGCCGGGUGUCGCUUCCUACAUCCAGGCGCUUCCGGACAUGGACCAGCUCAUGUGCCUAACGAAUGAUAUUCUCUCCUACUACAAAGAAGAGCUUGCGGGAGAGACGAUGGGCUUUGUUCCUCUCACAGCCAGGAUCACGGGCAAGUCCCCGUUCGCGGUGCUUCGGAACAUGGUUCAGGAGGUCAGGGAGCUGCACCACAGAAUUGCUGCGACACUCAGCGGGGAUGACGAUACACUUCAAAAAUGGCGUACCCUCGAGCAGGGAUUCGUGGCAUGGCAUCUUGCGAUUGACCGGUUCAGGCUGAGCUCUGAUUACGGCUUUGUAUGGUGAUGUUGGAUUGUAUCAGGUGCCCCAAACCGGAACUCCUACAUGUCCUGUUUUGAUGCUAGUUCACGCACAAAAUUCAAAGUCUAACACCGCGUGUUCUGUGUUUGAGUUUCUCACACAAAUGAGCCG
Mycena citricolor is the source of this 948-nucleotide messenger RNA. NCBI's taxonomy places the organism in Eukaryota, Fungi, Basidiomycota, Agaricomycetes, Agaricales, Mycenaceae. The record is from the annotation of a GenBank genome assembly.